AUGUGCAAGCAGCUUCGAGCGACUCCUCAUGUUCCACGCAUGGCAUCCCUUCCACCAGACCGCCUAGCUUCGUUUACGAGGCCCUUUACCUACGUUGGCCUGGACUUCUUUGGACCCUUAGUUGUGAAGGUGGGUCGUAGCAAUGUGAAACGGUGGGUUGCGCUCUUCACUUGCCUUACAAUCCGUGCGGUGCAUUGUGAAGUAGUAUACAGUUUAUCAACCGACGCUUGCCUGAAGAGUAUUCGCCGUUUUGUGUGUCGCCGAGGAGCCCCGGCCGAAAUUCAUUCUGAUAACGGCACUAAUUUCUGUGGCGCGGAGCGGGUGCUGGUGAGGCAGAUUCAGCAGGGACUUGCUGCGACGGUGACCAGCACGACAACCAAAUGGCUAUUCAUUCCACCCACAGCCUCCCAUAUGGGCGGCGCGUGGGAGCGCAUGGUGCGCUCGGUGAAGCAGGCGAUGUUGGGUGCCUAUAACAGCGAUCGGAAGCUGGACGACGAAUCGCUGAACACGUUGGUUAUCGAAGCGGAGGCCAUUGUUAACAGCCGUCCCCUCACCUAUUUGCCAUUGGACGCGGAGGAAAGCGAGGCUUUAUCUCCGAACCACUUCCUGUUAGGAAGCUCGAACGGAGUUCAGCAACCUGUGGCGGAACCGACGGAUAGUUCAGAAGCGUUGAAGAAUUCCUGGAGCAUGAUACAGCAUCAACUGGAUUGCUUCUGGAGACGAUGGAUCCGGGAGAUGCUGCCAACGCUGACCAAGAGGACAAAAUGGUUCGGGGAAGAGAGGAUGAUUAGUAACGGAGACCUGGUGUUCAUAAUAGAUGACGGUAAGCGGAAUGACUGGACCAGGGGAAGAGUGAUGGAGGUUAUACCGGGGGCCGACGGCCGGAUCAGGCAAGCAAUAGUAAGAACUGCGAGGGGGCUACUCCGUAGACCUGUUUCUAAGCUAGCUAUCUUGGAUAUUGGUGGUAAAACUGGGACUGGUGGCCAGUGUUACGGGGGGGAGGAUGUUCCCGCUGGGCGCCCUGCUUUCUCAAGCACUUAA
Molecule: messenger RNA, 1041 nt
Organism: Toxorhynchites rutilus septentrionalis
Lineage: Eukaryota; Metazoa; Arthropoda; Insecta; Diptera; Culicidae
Exons: 1
Coding region: 1-1041 (346 amino acids)
Biological process (GO): DNA integration
Molecular function (GO): nucleic acid binding
Source: RefSeq, a predicted model, not a curated record